This is a messenger RNA of Pochonia chlamydosporia 170, 1920 nucleotides long. Its product is annotated as chitin synthase. The record is from RefSeq and is a predicted model, not a curated record. The transcript has 3 exons. Gene Ontology annotation, cellular component: cell periphery; cell septum. NCBI's taxonomy places the organism in Eukaryota, Fungi, Ascomycota, Sordariomycetes, Hypocreales, Clavicipitaceae. The coding region runs from base 1 to 1920 and encodes 639 amino acids. Gene Ontology annotation, molecular function: chitin synthase activity.
AUGAAGAAUCCCAACUUCAGUUGGCCUUUACCCAGCGCUGUAGCUGAUUUGCCAAAACGUCCAUAUGGGUUGCAUCCACCAAUCUCGUUUCGAGAACCAGACUUGAGCCUGGCGAAUUCCAGUGACUCGACAUUAGCUCGAGGAACUCCGCGUGCGGCUGCCUCCCCAUCACCAUGUUCAAUCGAGUCGGCAACGUCUAUCGAAUCGCAGUUUCAUACUCCGGAAGAAUCCGUUUGGGGCGAUAUAAGGCAGGAGGAACCGAAACUGAGGUGGGAUGCAGAGGAAGAGCUGAAGAGAGUGUCCAAGGAGCUACUUCGGAUCCAGAAGUGGGCAUUGAUCACAGGACUCGUCAUCUUGAACGCUACCCUUAUUACCAUCAGUUUGAUAUUACCACAGGCAUCCUACUUGUUUCUCUUCCUGUUGAGCUGCAAUACCAUGCUGCAAGCGGGCAUGGUCUUAUGCAUCGUGGCGAACGUAAUAUGGACCAAAAUUAUCUGCGGCUGGAGAAAGAGAAAAUCAACAACCCCUACGGCGCCGGAAAAAAUGGUUCUUCUGCUUCCCUGUUACAAUGAAACCAAGGAGGAGAUAGCGCGCUCGCUGGACUCACUGGUUAACCAGAAGGGCAUCGAAGAUCAUCCGCGACUCAUUUUUAUUAUAGUCGAUGGGAAUGUCCGCGGCCCAGGCAUGGAAAAGACGACGCAGGAUUACUUCUUGCAAGACAUUCUAGAGCCGGGAACUUCGAAACACUUCGAAAAUGGUUAUCGCGCAAGAGACGGUUUGUUCAUGCCUGUCAAUACGCGGGUUGGCCAAUACAAGGGUAUCCCAUUUGUGUUUGUGGGCAAACGGUAUAAUCAAGGCAAGCGCGACAGUUUAUGCUUUGCCCGUUCGUUCCUGUAUCACUUCAAGAAGCGAUCGGGAAACGUUGUUACCAUGUUCAACAAGGAACUGUUUGAGUAUCUCGGCAACUGUCUCCUGGAAAACAACCUUGCAGAUGUGGACUACCUAGUUGGCAUGGACGCUGACACAGUCUUCGACGACUUUUGUGUUGUCGAAAUGGUGCGGGCAAUUCGGAAGAAUCCCAAUCUCAUCGGCGUUUGCGGCCAUGUGUGUGUCGACUUUGAUGGGAGGAACUUUGGCCUCUGGUCACUGUAUCAAUCUGUUGAGUAUUCCCAAACCCAAGGACUGAGAAGAAUGUUCCAGUCAAGAAUCACUGGCAAAGUGAAUUGCCUUCCAGGAUGCUGUCAGCUCAUCAAAGUGGAUGAGGCGACGUUUGGCGAUACAGUGCUUCGCGAGCGAUUUGGCUACUGUCCCAAGCCAAACGAUGCUAUGACGCAGCAAAUUAUGGGAAACUACUCCGAAGACAGCAUCCAUGCUUCCAUCAUCUUCAGCCUGUUUCCCAAGAAGCAAACCGCCCAGGCACUGCGCUCCAAAGCGUUCACCAUUGUCCCGCAAACGUGGAAAGUCUUUCUGUCGCAGAGAAAGCGGUGGGCGCUAGGCAGUAUCUCCAACGAGUUUGUCAUGAUCUUUCGGCCUGGGAUCAUCCUCGUUGAGCGAUUGCAGAGCAUUGUUGCAGUCAUGACAUGGGCCAUCACUCCGUUCAUCAUCUCGGCCGUGGCACAGCUAAUUGUGCUGUUUGUCAAAAAGGGUGCCAAGGUGUUUGACGACGCGGUGUUUGUGGGCUUGAUCAGUAUCCUCUGGAUUAGAUACCUAUACUCGUUUUGCAUUGGGUUCUGGCUGCCGAGGAAUAACUUAGAGAGACUUCAGUACUUUGUGGGAUUCUUCAUUCAUUUUAUGACGUCACCAUUUAUGAACAUAAUCAUCUUGGUGUAUUCGCUAUCGCUUUCAGAUGACUUUUCUUGGGGCAAGACUCGGCGCGUGAUUCCUGCUGAUGAAGAAAAGGGUGGACGGGGGGCGCAUUAA